This is a messenger RNA of Maniola jurtina (meadow brown), 1937 nucleotides long. RefSeq names its product WD repeat-containing protein 43. Gene Ontology annotation, cellular component: nucleolus. The record is from RefSeq and is a predicted model, not a curated record. Gene Ontology annotation, biological process: maturation of SSU-rRNA from tricistronic rRNA transcript (SSU-rRNA, 5.8S rRNA, LSU-rRNA). Lineage: Eukaryota; Metazoa; Arthropoda; Insecta; Lepidoptera; Nymphalidae. Gene Ontology annotation, molecular function: protein binding. The transcript is spliced from 11 exons. The coding region runs from base 33 to 1913 and encodes 626 amino acids.
UAGCAACUGUCAAUGUCAAAUUCCUAGAAAACAUGGCAGAGGCCGCUUUUUCGGAGGACGGAAAAUAUUAUUCAAUAAUCACUCAAGACGGUAGAUUAAAAAUAUGGGAUACAGAAACCAAUAUCCUCAAACAGGAGUACACACCGGACCUGCAUUUAUCAUCACCACCGACCUGUUUACAAUGGAUAAGUGUCAGUCUUUCUGCGAGUCCACAAAAAGGGGCGCGCAGAAAAUCUGAAAGCGAAUCGGAACAAUAUUGCCUAGCAUUAGGAACGACUAGCGGGAAAAUACUUAUUUACUCAGUCAGUCAAGCUAAAUUGGAAACAGUUUUGAAUCAUAAAGAUAGCAAAGUGGCAAGUUUGGACUGGCAUAGAAAAUAUGGUCUUUUCAGUUGCACAGUAAACAAUUUUGUACAGGAAUGGAACUUACAGAGUGGGACGGUUAGCCAUAAAUAUAAUGUUAAAAUAGUUGGUACAAAUAAGGAAGCAAACAAAAUUAGUGCAAUAAGAAUAGUACCCCACAAUCAGGAGACUCCAUGGAAAUUCCUUAUCACUGCAUCAUUGCAAAUCCGACUGUGGCGUCUACACCACUCAAAUGCGGAGGUAGUCAAGUGCUUGGGUCACAACGCAGCACCGAGGGCGCUUCUAACAGUUGCCACCUUGAACAAGGCAUGCUGGCUGAUUGAAGGGUCACAAACCGAACGUCUUCUCUCAUUCUGGGAUGUGACGAUAACAGAAGACCAAUUACCACAGACCAAUCAACAGAACGGCGAUGAGGUCACCCCAAAAAAGAAACAGAGAAAGAAAUCUGUAUCUGCACCAGUCGCACCCGCACCAGCCUAUAACUUUGUUCUAGAAGAUGCGCCUAGGAUACUAGAUGUCAGUUUGAAAGAAGAGGAUGAUUCUACCAAGUUAUCUUUGGCUGCAGCUACUAGAAGUGGGGUUGUACAUUAUUAUGGACUCACUUUGAAUGGGGAAUCAACAAAACCCAUAAAGCCAACGUUAACAAUACAAGUAACAUCCGAGGAUGCCCAGCCCCUCCCACUGCAGUGUUGCAGACUGCCCACAAGUGGGGACCUAUUGCUGGGCUACACUAACGGAACUGCGCUUCUGUUCGAGAAAAUUAUCCCGGACUUGAAAACAAAGACUCAAGUGUUAAUACGUGGCAAUGCCAAACUGAAAGGCCCAAAGAGUAACAAGAAACAGACAGACUUGAGCACAGCGGAGAAAGAUGUUACAUAUGUGGAACCAAUGGGCGGAGUCAGCAGGAAGCGAGCCACGCCGGGCGGGAAAGUGGAAGUGUCAAUGCAGGCUCGCCUGGAGAACCUGACAGUGGACAUCAGCAGCCGCAGCCGCUCAGCCGUCAGCCACAACCUCACCAAGCUGCUCAUACAGGGACUGCACUCACACGAUAAGAAGUUAAUAUUACUAGUGUUACAAAAAGAUGACCCGGCGGUGGCUUCGAGCACAGUGUCACACUUACCCCCGGACUAUAUACCUGCCUUGAUAGAGCAGCUAGUGGAUAUGGCCCAACGCAAAACCAGUCAAUGUGCGUCUGUGUGUACGUGGCUGACUGCAAUUUUGAGGUUACACUCAGCUUUGCUGCUGGCGACUGUGCACUCCUCCACCAACGACCGCCUCUCACAGCUGCUUGCCAUAUUUACGCACAGGCGGUCACAUCUUUGUCAACUGUUAAACCUAAAGGGUCGUAUAGACCUCACGAUGUCGCAACGGGACGCGGCCAACGACAGUGUGGAUCAACAACCUGUUUUAGACUAUAAUGACUCGUCGUCAGACUCCGAGGCGGAGGUGGGAGUGUGUGCGUCGUCCGGCAGCGAGCACUCGUGGUCGGACGACGAGGCCGGCGCCGGCAGCGCGCACGGCGACUCGCACAGCGACAUGUCGGACGAAUGAUUCAAAUAUAUUACAUUUUAUUUA